Messenger RNA from Camelina sativa (false flax), 1671 nucleotides. The record is from RefSeq and is a predicted model, not a curated record. NCBI's taxonomy places the organism in Eukaryota, Viridiplantae, Streptophyta, Magnoliopsida, Brassicales, Brassicaceae.
AUGAAAGCAACUGAGCCUAGUGUCCGACGUAGCAAGCGCAAACAAGUUAAUGAGGAAACAGAGACUGAGCAACCAGAGACGGAAAUGGAGACUAAGCAACCAGAGAAGGAAACUGAGUCUGAACAACAAGAGAGGGAAACGACGCAGACUGCAAACAACAAAAAGAGAACACGAGGACCAACUAAGAUGCGUAAAUUGGCAAAAGAUGCUAUGGAGAAGGUAGAUGUGGAUUUCUCAGCUAUUGGCAAACAUUCAGGCCCAGGAUCAGUGACACUUUCAUCGUUUCUUGGUGCUCUUGUGAGGGAGCAUGUACCGGUACUAUUUGACGAUUGGAGGGCAGUUGAUUGUGCAACUAAGGACAUAAUGUGGGAGGAAAUUAAGGCAAGGUUUAAUCUGGAGGAAGGUUGGCAAAGACACAGUGUUUUCAAACAGAUGGGUGCAAGCUGGAGGGCUUAUAAAUGUAGGUUUGUUACUAAAAUUAAAAAAUGUAAGAGUGGCAUUGAGAGGCUUAAGUUAAAACCAAGCAACAUUCAGUCUCUAUCAUCUUCGAACAAUUGGGUGAAGAGUAGGACAUCCCCUGCUUUUAAGGUUAAAAAUGAGAAAUACAGAAACCUAAGGAAGUCUCAAAUUCUUCACAUAACCAGCUGUAAGGGCAUGUUUCGUCUAUCUAUGGAAAUGAAGAAAAAGAGUCCUGACCCAAGGAAGGUUACAAGAAGUAAGGUGUGGUUAGCUGGACACACUCACUCUGAUGGGAGACCUGUGAAGCCAGAAUUUCAAGAUACAAUUGAGAAGAUACGAUCAACUGAUAGUCAAAUGGACUCCACCACUACUGAAAAUGUAAGAGAAGACGCUAUCAGUCAAGUUUUAGGGAAAGAUAGAUAUGGAAGAGUUAGAGGGAUGGACAGAGGGAUUAGUCUAAACAAGCUGGAGUAUAUUAACGCUAGAGACGCACAUGUUCAGAAGCUUGAGGCUUCACAAGCUGAAAUGCUGGGCAAGAUAGUAGAAUUGCAUAAUGAUGUUCGUUGUUUACUAUCUGGAAGAAGGCCAUCCGGUGUAGAGUUCGAUGCUCAGUCUAAUGUUUCAAUCACAAACAAAGGAGGAAUUAAGUGUAAGAUAUUGGCUUGGUGCGGGCCAGAAGUUGUUGUGGGGGAAGGGGAAUUCUGCUCGUCUGACCCAAACUAUAUGAUUGGUCGUAUUCAACUCGGUCCAGACGCAGCAGCUAUUAUUGCUCACACUGCUACAAAGCCAGAUGCAUUUGUAUGGAGGCCUACCAAAACGCUUUACACCAUUACUGAAGCUAUCGGACUUGAAAUUCCUUGGCCAGCUGAAAGGCUAAUUUUGGCUUCAGACAACAUCUCCACAACGGGACAUAAGCCUGAGGCAUCCGAUGAAACAAAUGAUAAAUGCAACAUCUUUGCUUGGAAUGUAACUGAAAUUAUUGGUGAGGGUGUAAUUUGUUCAGUUGACCCAACUGACAAGGUGAACCAUAUCACUCUGGGUCCUAAUGCUGCAAUUGUUAAGGUUCUCACGGUGAUUCAUCAUGAUGCUUUUUUGUUGAGACCAAGUAUUGAUAUGGCAGUACUUGGUGAUGUUCUAAUUGAGACCAUCGCAUGGCCACUUGAUAAGAUUGGAUGCGAUGCCAACACAUCUGUACCAGAUGUUUCAGCAUAA